This is a messenger RNA of Pseudomassariella vexata, 2644 nucleotides long. RefSeq lists its product as uncharacterized. Lineage: Eukaryota; Fungi; Ascomycota; Sordariomycetes; Amphisphaeriales; Pseudomassariaceae. The transcript has 2 exons. The record is from RefSeq and is a predicted model, not a curated record. The coding region runs from base 314 to 2278 and encodes 654 amino acids. Gene Ontology annotation, biological process: positive regulation of transcription by RNA polymerase II. Gene Ontology annotation, molecular function: transcription cis-regulatory region binding; metal ion binding.
CAGAGAGCCUUCCAAUUUGCCCCGCCGCCGGAUGACUGAUCGUCUCCUUCUAUCUGCAACUCUUUGGGGUUCCAUCCUUUUGGAACCCUUCCAAUCUACUUACAUCUAUCUUUGGCUUGCCAUUUAUCCAUUCAUAAUUGCAGGAUCUGUAAGGCUUGAAAGAUUGCUUUGAUUUGGUCCUCCACGCCUGUCGUACGAGCACCGUUCUCCGCUGGGACAAAGCUUGGUGACAUCAACCACUACGCCUCGCCGCUCGUUCUCGAAUCCCGCCUUGCAAGUUCCACCAGUUGAACGUGUCGGGUAUCCCGUCAACAUGAACUCGGGACUGUCAAAUUUGGGAGGCAAACCCCUACCGGGCUCGAAUUCCAACUUUAACGCGUCUCAACCCAUCUCUAUCCUGUCACCCAGUUUCGAAUCGAGUGCCCGCCGAUCGGGACUCUCGACGUCUACCCCGAACGCGGCACCGAGGAAGGGACAAGGCGCACGGAGACAGCACAAAGAGAAGAGGAGACCUCUGCGGGACGAUCGGGCGGACGACGAUGAUGCCAUGGCCGAAAUCCGCGCCGUCCGAAACGCUUCAAGCCGUCGAGGCCAGACCUCCAUCACCCAUUUACUGAAUUAUUCGAUCCCGACGCGUCAAUACAUCGAUAACUCCCAUGGCCAUGGCAGAACAUAUCGUCGACAGGCUACAUGGGGUCCGGGCUCAGGGUACCACCCUGUCGACAAGGCCAAGUUCGUGCACGCCAACUAUAGAUUUGUCGUAUCUCCGACGGGCGAGUAUUCGGCACAGGCAAACGAUGCCGACCAACACCUGGACUGGAACGAUGUGCAGCAAAUCAUCGCGUCGACCGAAUCUCAAUCCACGUCGUGCCCCAUCUGUCUUUCAGACCCUGUCGCACCCCGAAUGGCACGGUGUGGUCACAUCUUCUGUCUGCCAUGUUUGAUCCGAUUCAUGCACUCUACAAGUGACGAGGAGUCAAGCUCAAGGAAAGAGGCGCGUUGGAAGAAAUGCCCAAUCUGUGAGGAUUCGUUCAAGUUGGCCGAGGUCCGCCCGGUGCGAUUCUACGCUGGCCAGGAGAACCCUCUACCCAGGCCGGGAGACGAUGUCGUACUGCGAUUAAUGGUAAGAGAAACUGGAUCAACCUUAGCGAUGCCGAAGGAAGGUGGAACCGACGUCGUCAACCUGGGAGAGGACGUCCCGUGGCACUUUGCCGCGAACGUUUUGGAUUAUGCUCGUAUCAUGAAAGGUACUAACGACUACAUGAUGGAGCAAUUCGACGGGGAGGUAGAGGAUCUGCGAAGGCAGGCGCAGGAGGAUGAGCACCAAUUCGGAGUGGAAGAUGGAGAUUGGACCCAGAGAGCCAUAAGGGCUAUUCACACUGCCAAGGCUAAGGCGAGUGAGCAGAAGUCGAAGCUGAAGAGUGAUGAGGACGAUGUUACGGUGUCGCACGGCCUGUCCAAGGUGGCAGCGAAACAACCGGCUGGCCCGACAUUUCAUUUCUACACGGCACCGCCGCAUCUUUACCUCUCACCACUCGACAUACGUAUCCUGAAGACCAAGUUCGGGGACUUCUCUAAUUUUCCUUCGACCCUUUUGCCGAGGGUCGAACACAUUUCGACCGGACACCCUGUUGACGAUGCCCUGAGGAAACGGGCUAAGUAUCUUAGCCACUUGCCACAUGGUUGUGUUGUCAGUUUUCUUGAGUGUGACUGGACAGAUAUUGUGAACGCGGAGGUACUUAAUACUUUUUCAGGUGAUUUAGAACGUCGCCGGAAGUCACAUCGAGAUAAAGCAGCGCAAGAGGAACGGGAAAGGGUUCAGUCAGAACGGUUGGAAGCAGCCGCUAUCGGACGCGGUACUCGCAGGCAUUUCGACCAGACACACGAGGAACUGGCAGCACCAAUGCCGGCCAUGAGCUCGGACGAUUUCCAGCCUUUGGGCACAGCGCCUGGCACAACACCUCCAAACCCUCGUCCCGGUUUUGAGCAGUUGGCCGACGUGUCCACUAGUCCGUCGACCUCGAAAACGGUGUGGGGCACCCGAGCCAUCCAAGCAUCACCUAGUCUUGAACCAGUGCCUGAGACGGGAGCCAAUGAUGGCUGGCUUAAGGAUGAUGAUCUAUUAAGUGCUGCGGAAAUUGCUAUGCAAAUGGAAGCAUUCGGCCUAGAUGGUCCCGCCUCUGGGGCUGCUCCGACCCCAAGUGGUGGCGGUGUCGGCAAGAAGAAGAAGAAACAAAAAAUCACACUGAUGAGUACGGGAAGUCGACGCGCCGGGUGACGGCUGCGCGAGGUAGACACAGGAGCCCAAUUGGCGAUGUGUUGGGGUCGAUGUUGGAGAUGGCCGGCCAGACCAAUGCAUUGGGUUGUCACGGUAGACGUCGCGAAGUUUGACGUAGGGCAGAAAGAAAGAUGUGGCAUUAACAUCACGAGAAGUGAUAGCUAGAGAGUGGUUGCAAGCCGGCUGUUUCGGGCUACGUGAGAAAGGCACACGGAAGGCGGCGUCAUAACAGGUGUGGUGGAGGUUACUAUGAGGUCAUUAUGAAUUCACCGAAUUACAACAUUACAAUAAAUUACAUACCAGCCAUGAGGUACUGUACUUACUGAGGUAACUAGCGUCAUAGGGAUUAACUGAAUUAUUCACUUC